Lithohypha guttulata is the source of this 3528-nucleotide messenger RNA. It is a transcript of the gene HRQ1, whose product is annotated as ATP-dependent 3'-5' DNA helicase. NCBI's taxonomy places the organism in Eukaryota, Fungi, Ascomycota, Eurotiomycetes, Chaetothyriales, Trichomeriaceae. The record is from RefSeq and is a predicted model, not a curated record. Gene Ontology annotation, molecular function: nucleic acid binding; ATP binding. The transcript has a single exon. Bases 1 to 3528 code for a protein of 1175 amino acids.
AUGGCCAAGCUACAAGCAGCCACUGUCUCAAAUGUUCCAGUCAAUCGAAAGCGCAAAAGAAAACACAAUGAUGAACUCACCGACUCAACGGCGGUGGAAGUUGGCAAUGAGACCACCAUAGCAACCACGACCACAACUGUUCCCACAAAGACAGACGAUGGAGGUCAGAAACCACGUAGAAGCAAGGGCACGAAGAAACCACCUCUGCUGAAGAGAAACUCCUCCUCCCUGAACCUUGUCGAAACGAGUAUUACAUGGCCAGACCACUUCACUUAUCUAGCUGCGCUGCAUAAAGCGUUAAAUAUUGUCUACACUUUCUGCUGUACAAGGAAGCACUUUGCGACUACGUGGGACAACAUCAAGUCCACUGUCGAAGGUCACAUUAAGAGACCUUUGGUAGUCGAAGAUGUUGCUCAGGUCAAAGCGCUCAUUCCUCGAGCCGUGAACUUUCUGUACGUGGACGAGGAACAACUCCUUACCGCCAUUCGGGGUGAGAAUGAGGAUGUCAGCGCUGGAAACACAGAUGCAUACGAGCGUGCUGUCGUCGAGCAAGCGGAGAGAGACCGUCGGAGAAGGUUGGAAGAAGCUCAAGAACUGCUCUUGUUUGAAUUCGUGGAUGGCGACUUGAAAAGGCAGGUGGUCGAUCCAAAGACUGGCCAACCUACAAAGGCGACCCAGAAGCUUCGAAACGAGGAACUCAAGAUGCCCGUCUUCAGCCAAAAAUCUAUGCUCAAGCUGAUUGAGAAAAGAAACCUGAAGUUCACCUCCGCUGUCAAUGCAUAUUUGAACCAAUGUGCUGCUGACAGUGAGGACGCUGUUGCCAAAAUACUCAAAGAGAAGGACCAAUACAUCCCCUUGUCCUCCGAUGACAAAGUGAAGACUCCUGCUCCUGAAUCCACUAUCCCUAAGGUCAUCCCGAAGGAUCGCAAGGCAAUAUCCGACAUUGUGAAAGAGCUGACGGAGCAAGAGUGGUAUGUCGGUCAGAUCGUGCCUGAUGGUCAUCGUGUCUUUGACCCACAACCUCCGGUCUAUGGAGAGCUCAACUUCACGCUUUCGCAGAGCUUGGUCAAUGCUCUGUACAAUGUCAAAGGGAUCUCUCAACUGUACUCCCAUCAAGCGGAGGCGAUCAACAAUCUCCUCGAUGGCCACAAUGUCAUUGUAUCUACCUCAACCAGCUCAGGUAAAUCUCUGAUUUAUCAGAUACCCAUGCUGCAUCAAUUGGAACUAGAUUCAGAAAGUCGCGGCAUGUACAUCUUCCCAACUAAAGCUCUUGCGCAAGACCAGCGCCGGAGCAUGAAAGAUCUACUAACGUACUUGCCUUCUUUGGAAAAUGUCAUGGUUGAAACCUUUGACGGAGACACACCUAUGCAGGAAAGAAACAUUAUUCGUGACGAGGCAAGGAUUAUCAUGACUAAUCCAGAUAUGCUACACAUCACAAUUCUUCCACAGGAAAGCACAUGGCGAACUUUUCUGAAAAACCUCAAGUACGUUGUGGUCGACGAGCUACAUGUGUACAACGGCCUUUUCGGAGCUCAUGUGGCCUUCAUCAUGCGCAGAUUGAGAAGGAUAUGUGCCGCGGUAGGAAACCGAAAAGUCAGGUUUAUCUCCUGCUCAGCUACUGUAUCAAAUCCUGAAGAGCACAUGAAGAUCAUUUUUGGUGUCGAUAAGGUCAAGCUCACAGACUUUGACGGGUCUCCAUCUGGUAGGAAAGAGUUUCUUUGUUGGAACACUCCUUUCAAAGAUCCUGGUGAUCCAACUUCGGGUCGUAGUGAUGCUUUCGCUGAGACUGCAAGGCUGAUGUGCAACCUCAUCAUCCGAGGAGUAAGAGUAGUCACUUUCUGCCGGAUCCGUAAGCAAUGUGAGGUUCUGCUUGGCGCUGUCAAGGCGUACUUCCAGGAGAUAGAGCGUCCCGACUACAUUGCUUUGGUAAUGGGUUAUCGAGGCGGCUACUCAGCACAAGAUCGUCGCAGGAUAGAGUCGGAGAUGUUCGGUGGCAAACUUCGUGGCAUCAUCGCCACUACCGCUCUUGAGCUUGGUGUGGACAUAGGUUCACUGGACGCUGUGAUUACUAUGGGCUUCCCAUAUACUAUUGCGAACUUACGACAGCAAUCUGGUCGAGCUGGUCGCCGUAACCAAGACUCGUUGUCUUGCUUAGUUGGAGAUUGCUUCCCUGUUGACCAACACUACAUGGCUAAUCCGGACGAAAUCUUUACCAAACCAAAUUGUGAGCUACAGGUAGAUUUGAGCAACGAUCUUGUGAUAGAAGGUCAUGUUCAAUGCGCAGCUUUCGAGAUGCCUAUUCAGCCAGAGGACGGCACAGACAGUCAAUACCUUGGCAAAACUCUAGCCGAGAUCUGCAGCUCGCGACUUGUAGCUGACUCAGAUGGGCUAGGUUUCUACCAUACACAUCCUCGCUUCCGACCCCUGCCCAGCAAGCACGUCAAUAUUCGAGACACAGAGGACGAUUCAUAUGCUGUGGUCGACAUCACACACGGCCGUAAUAUUGUCCUCGAGGAAGUCGAGGCUUCUCGUGCAAAUUACACGCUCUAUGAUGGUGGUAUAUUCCUGCAUCAAGGUCGUACCUAUCUGAUCAAAGACUUCUCACCAGCCAACAAAAUAGCUCGAGUACAGCUCGCUAAGGUUAAUUGGACCACUCAGCAACGAGACUUUACCGAUGUCGACCCUAUCGAGACCGAACAGGUUCGACGUAUAACGACUCUCGACAAUCCAAACAACCUAGUCCGAGCCUAUUUCGGUCGCAUCAAAGUGCACGCCGUAGUAUUCGGCUUCUUCAAACUCGAUCAGAAGCGCCGCAUCCUAGACGCGGUUGCAGUCGACAACCCACCCAUAGACAUUAUUAGUCGCGGUUUAUGGAUCGAUAUCCCAACCUAUGCACUCGACAUCCUGAAGUCAAAGCGUAUGAACCUUGCAGCUGGCAUCCAUGCCGCAGAACAUGCAAUGAUGUCUCUCAUGCCACAGUUCGUGGUAAGCAUGCCUGGAGAUGUGCGCACGGAAUGCAAGAAUGCACUCAAGGAGUUCGGGAAAAAGGAAACUCAACGCAAACGACCUGCUAGACUUACUUUCUACGAUGCGAAAGGCGGACCAGCCGGGAUGGGCAUUGCUCAGAAGGCAUUUGAGUUUAUUGACCUCCUUGUCGAACGAGCGGUUGACCGAGUCGGAGCCUGUCAUUGCACUGAAGGCUGUACAGAGUGUAUCUGUGACGAACGUUGCAAGGAGAAGAACGUCAUCAUGAGCAAAGCAGGCGCUGAGGUGAUUCUGAAAAGCUUGAUCGGAAGGGAGAUCGACAUCGAUGCGCUACCUGAGGGCGAAGAGGAGAGGGUGCCGGCUGGGGUUGAGACAAUUGUUGGGGCCGUCGAGGUUAUGGGAAGAAAUGGUAAGAAGAUUGAUGAGACGGAAAAGAUUCGAAUUAAGCGGGAAAAAGGAGAUGACGAGUUGAUUGUUAUUAAAGAUGAGGACGGAGAAGAGAAUCAUUUGAGUCUGUAUGAUAUACAAGAGAAUAGAGGAUAG